AUGCUCCGCCCUUCAACUCUUCGCCCUGUGCUUCGCGCAUCAGCCCACACCCGAUGCGCUGUGGCCCGAACCACUCGUCGGACUCUGUUCUCACAGCGAAACAGUCGCCUGGCCGAUGAUCUUGAUGUCAACCAGCUUAACUCGAAGCGCCGAGACUACGAGCAGAACCGAACUGCUUUCCUGACUGCCGGUGCCAUUGCCGGUAUCGUUUCUUUCGUCUACACGGCAUGGAAGCUCAAGCAGGCCAUUGAGGUACAGGGAGAAAAAGAAAAGAGAGCUAUCAAAUGCGAUACACAAGUGCCGACGGAGAUCUUCAAGACUGAGGCGGGUGAGAAGCGAAAAGUGGUUAUUCAUGACGAGGAUGGGCAUGAGGUCGUUCCUACAGGCAACAAAACCGUUCAAUUAUUUCCCCGAACACUAGAAGUCGACGGUGUUGGCGCAGCCGGUGACGUCGCUGGUCCAAUUGCUGCUGCGGUUACAGACAAGCACGGUACGGAAUUUACGCUGGUCGGGCUGGGAACAAGGACAGUGACCUUCCUUGGAUUCGAGGUUUAUGUCGCGGGCUUUUAUGUUGCUACCCAAGAUGUCGAGAAGCUUCAGCGCUACCUGGUCAAGAAGAUCAACCCUAUGGCCACGACACUGAUUCCUUCUGAAAAGGACGAGUUGCGAAGGGUGCUGCAGGAUGCUACAGAGGGAGAAGAGACAUGGAACUCGAUUCUGAAGGAUGCUGGCUGCCGCUCAGCGUUCCGUAUCAUCCCAGUCCGGGAUACUGACUUCCCCCACAUGCGCGACGGCUUCGUGAGGGCGAUCCAGGCUCGCUCAGGGCGCAAUCCCGCAUAUAAUGAUGAGGAAUUUGGAAACGCCAUGAAGCAUUUCAAGGUCCUGUUCCAGCGCGGUCUGGUGGCCAAAAAGAACGAACUGCUACUUAUCAGAGACGCUACUGGCAAGCUGACCGUCAGCUACAACGACGGUACACGCAAGGAGCCCCAGAAGACCGUCUUAGGAAGUGUUGAAGAUGAACGCAUUUCCAGGUUGCUGUGGCUCAACUACCUCUCUGGCAGCAAAGUUGCGUCAGAGGAGGCCAGGAAGAACAUUAUCAAUGGCGUCAUGGAAUUUGUUGAGAGACCUGUUGGCACCGUUGCCACGCAGGUUUUGUGA
Molecule: messenger RNA, 1158 nt
Organism: Fusarium sp. VM40
Lineage: Eukaryota; Fungi; Ascomycota; Sordariomycetes; Hypocreales; Nectriaceae
Source: the annotation of a GenBank genome assembly